Messenger RNA from Erigeron canadensis, 1955 nucleotides. RefSeq lists its product as uncharacterized. The coding region runs from base 729 to 1580 and encodes 283 amino acids. The record is from RefSeq and is a predicted model, not a curated record. The transcript is spliced from 3 exons. NCBI's taxonomy places the organism in Eukaryota, Viridiplantae, Streptophyta, Magnoliopsida, Asterales, Asteraceae.
AUCUAUCCAUUCAUUCACCAUCUCAAUUUCUCACUGCACAAAUUUUAUAAAAAAACACCGACCCUUAUUUAUCGGCAAUCCAAUCAUGUCUUUGAAUCCCGAUCAUCGACUGUCCAUUCUCAAAUUCACCUGACCCCACCAUCAUCGAUCCAAUCAAAUCAGAUUCUUAAUUAAUAUCUACCGAUCCAAUUUCUUAAUCUGAAGGGUUUGUUGAUUAAAUUUCAAAAAAUUAUUUUUAAAAAUAAUAAUAAUAAUUAAUCAGGGGGGUGUUUAAUAGCAUCGAAAAAUGCCUUCGGUGCUGUGGAUCGAUUUCAUAAUACCUCCUUGUUUAGCUAGUAGUAUAAAAUCUAAUAAUUACGUAGGUCGUAGUUGUUCUCAUCGUAUGAAACGUAAGCUUGAAAAAGGUGAUCGUCGUGGUAAUCUUAUUAGUUAACAAAUCCCUCCCCUCCCCUUUUUAUUUAAUAUUAAUUUAUUAGUGUUUUUGAUAAUUUUAUCGUAUUAACACCGGUCAAUCAGCUAUAUCAAUUUCUAGAUAUUCUCUUUAUUAUUAUUGUGAUAUCGAAUUCGAUAAGCGAAAACCGACUUUUGAAAUACCUGAUUGUUUGUUUGGUGAAGACCCCAGAUCUCUAAAGGUUUCUUGUAAUAUUUCCGUGUUUGGAGCGUUAACAGUGCACCCUAUUGUUGUGGGAUCUUCAGUUUCUGUGAGCUUCAGUUUCAGCUUUUGAUUGAUGUCGAUGGACAUAUGCUCUCGAAAUUGUUUGUCUUCUACUAAUAAUACCAAUGAUCUUCGUGGGUUUUGUUCGAGUACUCUAGAGUCUACCCAUGGAGUCUUUAAAGCUCUUUCUGUGGAUGAAAUUAGUGUUGAUAUGACCAAGUUUCUGAAUAUACAAGACGCCCAAGAGGACGAUUCAAGUUCCUUGCCGCCCCAUAAAAGUUGUGACUUUCAGAAAAAUUCCGAGUAUGACAAGUCUAGUCAAAGCAAAAUAUUGUCCCAAGCUACUGAGAAAUCACUUGGCAAGCUUGCCACGUGUUCGUCUUCAAGUAAAACAUUGUCUCCUGAAGACGCCAUCACUAGUGAAGUAUCUAAACAGGGUGACAACAUUGAAUCUCUUAGUCCAUCCGAGCUUCCUUCCACAUCUAUGCCAACGCAUCUUAAGCCAGUAUCCGCCAUGAAAGGCAGCCGUGAGAAAAGGGGAGUUGCUCCGCCAGUGAAGUUAACAGUAAAGUGGGCUCCAGAUGUUUAUGACCCCAUUCCUACUUCAGUGUCACAUGUGGUAACAAGCAGCAGGUCUUCAAGGCACAGCAAGAAGAAUUCGAGAAACAAGCAAAAAAGCGUGAGCAAAUCAUCACGUGGAAGCAAAGGUAAAGAGAAGAAACAAGUUAGAAAACGUGGCGGACACUCUUCGGGAAUGAGUUACAAGCUGGACCAUGAAGAGGAGCUGGUUGAUUUUUGUGAGCAUGGGCCUCAGCCAGGCGGAAUUGAUUUUCAUGUCAGGAAUCCGGAUCAGUUAUGUGGAAGUAGUUUUCUUAAGAGCUAUGGAACACGUUUGCAUCUCUCAUCGGUUGCAGAAGCUACCUAGCUUUCUGCAACAAACACAACUGGUUCGUGUUACUUAUGUGUAAAUAAAUAAUAAGGCUGCGAUUUUGUUGGUUAGUGUGAAAACUUUUAAGAAUCUCCUAUGAGUGUUCUCGACUGGUACUGCGACAAGUAUGGUUCUAUUUUUGUAGAUAUUGUGUACGUUGAUUGUGCCCUAUGGUUCUGUUUCUCAAUGAAGGGUUAAGUGUUUAUUUUGUUCUAGUUAUGAGCUUUAGAGCUUGGCUGUGUGUUUUGGAUCGACAAUAGGCUAUGCAGUUAUCGAAUCCAUAAUACACAAUGCUAAAACGGGCUGUAUUGAUUUUACUUGAGCAUGUUUUUAUUAUUUAUUAAUAAAGUGUUAAAUUGAUUACAAUCACUA